Molecule: messenger RNA, 1281 nt
Organism: Owenia fusiformis
Lineage: Eukaryota; Metazoa; Annelida; Polychaeta; Sabellida; Oweniidae
Source: the annotation of a GenBank genome assembly
GUAUUAUGUAAAGAUUUUUAAUUAACACUCCAUGUCAUUUAAAUUAAUUAAGCUUGUUGCUUGCUGAUAUCAAUGCAAUACAGUGAUUGAUUUGUGUAUAUGUGGUGUACAAUGUCUAUGUUUAUUACACAUUUUGGUGGGGACGUCAUAUAGCAAUCAAAAGUUGGUUAAUUAAACAUUGGCUUUCAUUAUAUUGAGGAGUCUCUAUUGAAGGAUUAUAUAGUUUAUGAACGUUAAAACAAGACCAAGAUGACAGAGUUUAAUUUUCAAUGCAUGUUUGAGAAAUUCGAGCCACCAUCUGGAUUUAAAAGAGAUGCGUUUCUUGGAAAUAGCUUAGCAAAUGCUUGCCCAAAAUUGGACGAUAAUACUACAAAGAGGAAUACAGUAAAAGCUAAACCUAACAUUCAAGGACCAAAGCCCAAAGUAGCUUCAAAAUCCGAAGCUUUUGGAUCAAAAUCUAUUCAAGGAUCAAAAUCUUUUGCUGUAGCUUCAGAAUCCACAGCUUCAAAAUCCAAAGAUGUUGCAUCUAAACCUAGUAUUCAAGGAUCAAAACUCACAGCUGUAGCUUCAAAAUCCAUAGCUGUGGCUUCAAAAUCUACAGCUUUAGCGUCAAAAUCUACAGCUUUAGCUUCAAAAUCAUCAGCUAUAGUAACACAGUCCAAAGCUGUGGUAUCUAAACGAUCUGCAUCAUUUGGAGAUAAACUGGCUGCUAAGAAGGCCGUGUCAUUUUCAUUGGAGACAAUCCAAAUUGAUGCCCAUAGUAAAGUAUAUAAGAUGGUACAUAUCUAUACUUAUAGUCGUUUUGUUAAAGCUCUAGUGUUGUCCCCUCCCCUCUUCCUUCCCUCUUUUCCUUCCUCGAGCAAUUUUUAAUGAUUGAUAGUUUGUAGUUUGUGGAAGAGGGAUGAGGAAUAGAGGGAGGAAGCAGGGGAUUAAGUGAGGGAGGAGGCAUGGGAGGAAAGGGGGAAGAGAGAGGACGAGGAGGGGGAUUGAUUCAAAAAAUUUUUUAUAUCUUUACAAUAAUUCUCAUUUCAGUUGUCAGGAAGGCAUUUUCACUCUAAUGUUAUUAAACAUGAUUUAGCAAUUUGGACAGUGUGAACACUUCAUUGGAGGCCCAGAGCACAGUAAUAACUUUUGAGAUAAACCUCCCUGUUAAAGAAUUAAAAUUAAACAAUUGAAAGUAGUAUAAUAACAUAAGACACAGGUUUGUAGCUAAUGUAAACUGUCAUAGUUUGUUUGCCUUUUAAUUCUAGAACAACUGAUAUAUGUGGAUAUAUUAGGGAG